GUGUUGGAAAAGGCAAACCAACUGAUAGUUGUAAAACUUUGGAAAUUAAGUAUAAAGUGGAAAAAAAAGAUGAAUCAUUUAAGGCCUAUUUUAGUGUACUAAAAUGUAAUAAAAGCCCAGUAAAACAAAAGAAUAGUGCUAUUAAAGAGAUAUAUAAAAAUAACUAG
Molecule: messenger RNA, 167 nt
Organism: Dentiscutata erythropus
Lineage: Eukaryota; Fungi; Glomeromycota; Glomeromycetes; Diversisporales; Gigasporaceae
Source: the annotation of a GenBank genome assembly